Molecule: messenger RNA, 8778 nt
Organism: Pristis pectinata (smalltooth sawfish)
Lineage: Eukaryota; Metazoa; Chordata; Chondrichthyes; Rhinopristiformes; Pristidae
Gene: sinhcafl
Product: SIN3-HDAC complex associated factor, like
Exons: 6
Coding region: 292-948 (218 amino acids)
Biological process (GO): negative regulation of cell migration
Source: RefSeq, a predicted model, not a curated record
ACUGAGACACAAUGGGAACCGUGUGGUUCUUUUGGUUUCAUUUUUCUGCUUUGAGGCUGGUCUUGUUGACGAUGGUCAGAAUAUUACGCCAGUGAUCAAUAUCAUGAGGUGGGAGUCAUCCCCCCUCAGUGCGGUGCUCUGAGUUCUGCUGUGUUACCAUCUCAAAGAGGACCUUCCAUUUCGCUGGGUCACUGCACUGCAGUGUCUCGGAUACAAAGAAGGUCCGGGGUGAGCUCACCCCUAAACUGCACGCGUGCAUUGUUCAGGCUGUAGUGCAGACGGUGAAGGACGAUGUUUGGUUUCCAUAAAUCCAAAAUCUACCGGAGCUUAGAAGGCUGUUGUAUUUGCAAGACCAAGUCGUCCAGCUCCCGGUUCACGGACAGCAGACGAUACGAGGAAAGCUUUAAACUUUGUUUUGGUUUAAUAGAAGCACGGGCAGGAGAUAUCUGUAAUGCUUGUGUUCUUCUGGUGAAGAGAUGGAAGAAACUGCCUGCUGGAUCCAAAAAAAACUGGAGUCAUGUGGUUGAUGCACGAGCUGGUCCAGGCCUUAAAACGCUUGUGAAGCCUAAGAAAAUGAAACUUGGUAAUGAUGUUAAAAAGAAAAACAAAUUGAGGCGACUCCAGCAAAAACUGAAAAGGCAGAAUUCGGAUGCACGUAGCACAACGUCUAGUAUUUCGCCUUCCCAAUCUCCCACCCACAGCAACCAAUCUGAUGAAGGGUCGGAUACAGAAACCCAGAAAAGUCUUUCCUUGGAACCAGUCUUUUCAUUCCUGGAUCUGACUUACUGGAAAAGGCAAAAGAUUUGCUGUGGUAUUAUCUACAAGGGUCGUUUUGGUGAGGUGCUGAUCGAUCCUCGUCUUUUCAAACCUUGUUGUAGUACAAAAAAGGACUCUGAGUCUACGACACAGGCUGAAACAGCUCUUCAGAUUAUUCAAGGAAAUUGGUAAAUGUGCGCUGCAGCAACUGGAAACUCACCUCUGGUCACUUUGCAUCUUUGUCUCCAGUGGCAGACUUUAAGUAUUUGAUAUAAUUUUGUCAAAGUUGAAGCAGUGAUUUCAGUUUUGUAAAUCUGCAGUGUGAUAAUUAUUUUAAAAGUAGGCUAAUCAUUCAUUGACAUUUCAUUUGAAAUCUCCAGGCAUAUAUUUUAAAUGAAUUUUGUUGCCAUAAUGUUUAAAUACAAUGAUUUUUUUGUUUCAGCAGCAAUUUAAACUGUAGCUAUGUAUUUCUGGAAACAAUUUUUAUUUUGUAGUUUAGGUUUAACAUUGUCAAAUUGUGUUGCUACUGUUCAUCUGCCCAUCCCUUCUCCACCCCUGCACCCCACCCUGGCCUCCUGAGAGGCUGAAUUGAUGGAUUACCUGGCUUUAAUAACCGGGGUUGCCAAACUGUUUUGGUAUGUGGGAUGUGCAAUAACUUUUUUGUCCUUUGGUACAACACUGGCAGAUACUCUUGUGCAGUAGCAACCUUUGAGUGUCCCUUAAGUCACUGGAAAUUUUGGGGAGGUUUUUUUGAUACCUGUCCCAGUGUAUUUUUGAUUAUAUAAUCUAAUUCUUUUUAAGAGUAAAAUCAUGUGAAAUAAACUUUUUGUACUCACCUUGCUGUUGUUGUAGACCAGCCUAUUAAUGGUUAUCUUGUUGAGGAAGAUUUUUAUAUGACCUAUCUUUGGGCCACUUUUUAAUGUAUGGAGUUGUUGAUGAAUUUAAAGGGGAGGGGUGGGAUUUAAUAUCUUUUGCUCUUUAUUCUUGGAGCAGGAGAAGAACUGGAGUAAAUUUCCUUAUGGAUAGAUCCUCUAUGCACCAAUUUCACCAAACUGGGUUUACAAAAAAAAAUUUGAAUUAGAUGAACAAAAAUACAGUUUUGUAUCUUAGCUAACAUUUGGACGUUAUUUUCCCUGGACUUCACACUCUUGCUCUCUCCCACCUGUUCCAAUCAGUACAUUCCUUCCUGAAUUCAUCCUACUUGAAAUAUUUUAAUUGUUUGGUUAACUUGGUUUUCCUUGCAAGUUUGUUACUGUUAAGAAUGAAGUUGCAUAAUCUGUAUGACAUGUUGAAAGCUAAAACUUGUGUUUGCUUUGGUGGAGUGGGGUGGUGAAGGUGCAGGGAAAGAGUUUCCCUUGACUAUCCUCUGUCAUUUGGUGGUUGGUUACCUGAGAAUUUUCCAAGGGUGUUUCAGUCCCUGGAUAAAAAUCAAUCUCUUGUACUUGCUGAAUAAGAUUGGUAUUGUAAAAGAUUGAGACUUAGAUUGAUUUAAAUUGGAUUUGGGGCUUCUCAGAAUGUGGACAUCGCCUGUAAUGUCAGUAUUUUAUGUCCAUCUCUGUGUCCUCAAGUUUGUGGUGAACCACUUGAUCAGCUGCAUUCUUCUAGUGAAUGUAUUCUCUCAGUGCUAUUGGGCAGAGUUUUUCAGGACUUAGACUAUCUCUCCUUCAGAAUGAAGGACUGGUGAGAUAUUACCAAAUUAUGCAGUCGGCAACUUGGAGGUUUGUUCUGCUAACCUGUAGGUGUGUUCUGCCAAGCAAAGUUACGAGUGGGUGACGGCAAGAACAGUGAGCUUCAUAUUUGCAGGCCUGCCACUAAAUUUCAUGUCCACUGACUUCACAAUCUGUCCACUCUGCUUUUGUCACCCAGUAACACUGGUUUGGGAAGUGCUGUCAGAGUAGGCAAGUAAAUGCAGUGCAUUUUGCAGAUAGUACACAUUGCAGCUACUGUGUGUUGUUGGUGGAGGGAAUGAAUGCUUAGGGUGGUGUAUUGGAUGCUAAUCAACUGGGCUGUUUUAUCCUGUAUAGUGUUUGUGUUGCUGGAAAUGCACUGACCCAAGUAAGUGGAGAAUAUUCCAUCACAUUCCUGACUUGUGCCUUGUAGAUGGUGGAAAGGCCUUGGGGUAUCAGGAAGCAAGUCACUCACUGCAGUGCACUCUGUCUGACUUGCUCUUGUAGCCAGAUUGUAUGUGUGGCAGGUCCAAUUGCUGUUCAGCUGUGCUUCUCCCCCCCCCCCCCCUACUACCAUUGAAGGAGGGGACUUGGCAAUGAUUAUGCCAUUGAAUAUUAAGGACAGGUAGUUAGACUUCUGGUGAUCAUUGCUCGGCACUGCAUCCCACGUCUGAAUGUUGUCUUGGUCUUACUACAUGCAGGCAUAGGCUGCUUCAUUUGCUGAGAAGUGUGCAAUGUUCAAUUCCAUUUGCAAAUUAUCAGAGAAGAUUGUUGAUUAAUCAGCUGAAGUGUGUUGGGCCCAGAAUGCUCCCCUGAGAACCUUCUGCAGUUGUGUGCUGGAGACUGGGAUAAUUGACCUCCAACAACCAGAGCCACCUUCCGUUGUGUGAGGUAUGACUCCAUCCAUUGGAGUGUUUUGCCCUUGAUUCCCAUUUUCAGAUUUACCAGGGCUCUUUGAUGCCACACUGUAAGAUGCUGCCCCCACCAUCAUUGAGGAUGGGGAUGCUUGUGGAGCCAUCUUGUCUUAUUAGCUGUUUAGUUGUUCACAACUGGGAGCCGCUGGACUGUGGAGGUUUGAUCUGAUGUGUUGGCUUAGGGAUUAUGUAGCUCUAUAUAGUAUGUCCUGUACAGCUUCAUUAGGUUGGUAUCUCAGUUUUCGGGAUGCUUGCUACUGCUCCCAACAUGCCCUUCUGCACUUAUUGAACCAAGGCUGAUCUCUGGUCUGAUUGAAAUGGCAGAAAGAGAGGGUCUGCAGGGUUGUGAGGUUUUAGAUUGUGCUGGUGUCUACUUCUGAUGAUGGUCUUCAGCACCUCAUGGAUGCUCAGGUCUGAGCUGCCAGAUCUGGUCUGAGACAGUCUUAGUACAAUGGUCGUGCCAUGAAAUAAAUUGGAGGGUGUCUUCAGUGUGAAGAUGGGACAAGGCCUGUGCAGUGGUCACACCUAAUAAUGUCACACAGUUGUCAAUCGAGGUCCCCACUAAAAAUCCCUUCUGUUGGUAACUGAAAGUUAUUGCAUUAGCCAAUCUUCCAGCUAAAGUUUUUGUAAACACCCUGAGUAAAAUUGAACCAAUGGUUAUCAACCUCCAAUUAUUGAUGUCUUGUAGCCUAAUUAGGUCACCUGACUUAAGGAUUAAAAACAGUGUGGUUAUUUUUGAUAUGCUGUCUGGAACUUUACUGAAUCUUAUCCAAGAGGAAUCAAACUAAGUGUAAAAUCUUUAUCUAUGUUCUGACCUCACCUAAGAUCAUGCUGACAGCAGUGUCCUUCUUAAAACUAUGCAGCACCUCGUUGAUCUCAGUCACACUCUCUUCUACUAAUGAAUUCUCAUUCCUUACCUGAUUGUCACUUACCACUAACUAAGAUUUAAAAUGAUCCUCUAAAACAUCUAAUGGGAAGACAACAUUAGUAGGGCCAUCCAUUAACUGCCUUGCCAAGGUUCUUCUAUUUUCCUUGAAUAUCCUCUGCAUUGUCACCCUUGGGUUUGGCAUAUCGCUUCCUUGCCACUGUACCUAUGUGGACAGCCAGCAGUGGUUAUGUUUGUGGAAAGUGGUGGGAGAGAAACAAAUUAAGAUGAGCUGACCCAAAAACAUGUACUCAUUGGGUGUUCAUUUCUAAAUUGUGCACCUGGAAUGGUAGAUUAGCGCAUUUGAACCAAGAGUGAUCUUUGUGCCCUUUUGGAAAUAUUUUAAGUUUGGGACUGAUUGGCAUAGAAGAGAUGAGAAUAACAGAUCAAAUACAAUUGCUCAAAAUCUACAUUUUAGUCAAGUGCAAAAUCGAUAAACUGAUCACCACUUUAACGAACUGUUCUGGCUGUUGAUUAUGCACAAGGUAAUUGGAUGAUGAUAAAUUCAUGUGCAUGAAUAUGUACAUCUUCCUAAAUGUGUACUAUUAUAUUGCACCCUUUCCUGCUUCUUCCUCUUAACUCCCUGCCGAGUCUUGAUUUACUCGUGUUCGACUAUGAAUGUUAGAGCCUUAUUUACUCUGGUUUAAUUAGAGAGUUGUAAGGUUAGUUUUAAUUUGCUAAAAAGGAAUCGGACACACACUAUAAAUAGCCUAAUAAACCAACUUAUUCACUGCUAAGCAACCUUGGAAAGUCUCUCCACUUGUUUUUCAUUUUCAGUAAACCCUGCUACAAAGUAGUCAUAUAGGUAAAGUUGUUACACCCAUGGUCUUUAACCUCGCAGACAGCAGGGUUUGUAAGAAUCUGAUUUGUACAUGACUUAGCAGAAUUUCUGAAGGAACAAAGUUCCAAACAAAACAACUACCACAUGUGAGCAACUGGGAAGUUACACUUUUUGCCUUUAUCUCUUCAAAAUUCAAAAAUGGACUGAAUUCAGGAUGCCAUGUCGUCCCUUCUCCAACUUUGAAAUGUGCGUUUCAAUUGCAUGAGUUUAUUGAUCUUCCACAAAAUAGAGUAACUGGUAGUAUUUAGUCUUGAACAUCACCUUUUCCUCUUUUAUUAGAAUAUUAAGGGAGCAAAUAUCACACACUAAAUUGUCAAAGAUGUUGUCAGUGCAGCUGCUCAGUUAUCGAAUAGUGAUCCCUCGUAGAAUUGACCCAUUGAGUCUGAAGUGGAGUUGGUGGGCAUGUGAGGGAGAAUAAGUUGCAGGACGAAGGGAAGUAGGGGAAUGCUGGCCAAUGGAAUUACUCUGCUGGUAACUGGCACAAACCCACUGGGCUGAACCAUCGGCUCUUGUGUUGUAAUCAGUAACUUUGUGUACUCACGGUAGCAAUGAUGUGCUUUCCAAAUGACAUUUUGGGGAACAAGUUCUGAUGGACUGGUUUCCAGAUUGUUAUAGCAGCACCUUGGGUAACACUUCCCAUUUUUCCUUUCACUUCAGCAGCUCACAACAAAGACUUUGAAAUAGUUGAAGCAGGAAGCUCUUGCAUUCAGUGUCCCCAGGUGUUAAAACCUACUGUUACCAUGCAUGUCUAUAAAUUGGACCACUUGAGGUGAUAACUAAUUAUGUGGUCACAUCUUAAAUCAUCAUUGACUUCAGUAAGGGUGGCAAAUCUGAAGUGCACUACUUCCUCCAUUCCCUGUGCACAGGAACACUUCUGAAGUUAACCAUUGCAUGAUGUGAAGGACUAGGUGGUCAUUUUGCCCUGUUACGCCCAGUGCUGCAUUGGUUUUUCAGUUUAGAGUCAGAAGCUGGUUUGAUGUGAAUGAAACUCAGUAACUCUUUGUAUCUGACUGGCUGAAAAAUGUCAUCCUUUUGAAGUGUUUUGAUGGUCUCAUUAAAAUUUCCAUAUUUAUGAAUGAAAAUUAAUCAAAUGUUUUCUGUUUGAGAUAUCACUUCCUGUGGCUAUAAAAGGGAAACUGAUUACUCUUAAUGGAUCCUGAUUUUAAGUACUUCAUCUUUAAAUUGGAUAUCUCAUGUUAUAUAGCCUUUUUAAAAGGAAUUUCCCCUUUCAGGAGAGUGAAUUGAUUUUUUUUUAGUUUGAGUUAAUAACUGCUAAAUCAAGCCAUCACUCCCAGGCAAAUUAUUCUGAACUGUGUGCUUGGCAAUGUUGCUCCUAUAUUACAUGUAACAUGUAUAUUCUGAAAAUGUGGAAAAUUCUCUCUUUUGAUUGUUGUACAUCAUUGUCAUUGUAAAACAUCUUGGCUUAAAAAGGCCAAGCAACGGUUAUGGGAGCAGUAGAAUUUAACCACAAAGUGGGUUUCCUUUUACCAGGUAGACAGGUGGACUCAUUUAAAUUGAUACACAAUAAUCCACAUUGGUAGAUAUUAAGAGAGAAGGAUUUCUAGGACUCUCUACCAUAGUAUUAGGCUGGAGAGACAGAGUAUCACCGAUACUUAGGGCUGAGUUGGUUUAUUUCAAGGGCAGCAUUUGAUAGAACUUUGGGGUUUGUUAGUGCCUUUGGAGCUGGGGUGGGGAAAAAAUAACCUGUGUUUUCUGAUCUUAUUUGUCAAUGUAGCUGGAGAAGCAAAUGUAUCUGAUGAAAAGUAAGAUCAGAUUUUUUUUUCUGUGAUGUUCUCCAUCUAAUAAUCUUCCAACAGUCAUUGGGCUUGUGUUUUUGGAGCAUUGUACUGAUGGUGUCUGUGUGCCUGUGGAGUUGAACUUCCAUACAGACUUGAGCCAUUUUUAGAAAGGAGAAAAUUGGGCUGAAUGGAAUAUUGAGAGAGAAUUGUGAAGGGGAAAUUUGGCAAAUGCUGCUUUGGAAAUACUGUUAACUUUUCAAAUCCUCCCUGAAAUGUUAACAUUUCUGUCUCCAUUAGCAUUUCUUGUCUGGCAGAGUAAUUAUAGUAUUUUCUGUUUUGGAUUUCCAUAAUCUCUAAUAUUUUAAAUAUUUUACUGUUCUCUGAAUGUUUAUGGAAAUAGUCUCAAACUAGUGGGAUCAUCAGCUUUGUGUUGAAUGACCCAGUUAAACAUUUCGGCACCCUUGCCUCUGCUACACAACUUUAAGGUCUAUGGCAGUUAAUAGCACUCCAUGCUUUACAUUCCUGAAUCCUGGAAAAAUGAUGACACAGAAGGAGACCAUUGAGCCCAUUGUAUCUAUGUUGGUUGGGGAGAAGAGAAAAAAAUCCAGCCUAAUCCCACUUCCUGCUCUUGAUCCAUAGCCUUGCAGGUCACAACUCUUCAAGUACACAAGCAGGCACAUUAAAGUGUGGUGGAGGGUUCUGUCUCCACCACCUUUUCAGGCAGUGAUUUCCAGACCCCUACUGCAUCCUGAGUAAAGACAUAUUUUUCUUUCACCCCUCUAAUCCUACUAAUCUAUGCCCCUUAGAUUUGGACCCCCUCAGCUAAAGGUAGUGGAUCUUUCCUAUUUACUCUAAUCCAUUCAUACUCGUGAUGCCCCUUAAUUGUCUCUCCUUGGCCUCCUGUGUUCCAAAAAUGAUAACCUGAGUUUAUCUAAUCUUUCUUCAUCGUUGCUCCUGGUUACACACUUGUAAAUCUCCUCUGAAUCCUGUCUAGUGUAACCACAUCUUUCCUGUAACAUGGAGACUAGAACUGUACAUACUAUUCAAGCUGUGGCCUAACAAGUGUUGGGUAAAAUUCUAGCAUAACUUCCGUGAGCUUCUGUGCUUCAGCUAAUAAAGGAAAUAUUGUCAGUUCUAAUUGAAAUGUAGGGUUUUUGAUACAGAGGUAGAUUGUGCACUCUUAACUCUAGAAAAUGGCUGUUUUUCUACCUCUAGAAAACAGUAAAAAAAAAAUGUAAGCUUAGAUGUUGAAAAGCAUGGAUUUUUACAUGUUUAAUGGCACUGGAAAAUUGCAGUCACUAUCAUUUACCUGUAUGCUCUAAUUCUCCAGAAGAAAUUUGCCAAUUACAAUUGAUUCAUUACUUUAGAUCUUGGCUUUUAAUUUGCAGGUUCACGGACAGCCUAGUUUGGGGUCCAAAUCAGCGAGGAGAAAUCUAUAAGUGCUAAGUUACCUGUUGUGAAUUGUACACCAGGGCUCAGAUUUUUUUUACAUUUUACAGCUAUAGUCUCCACACUUUGCAUUUUGUGAUGCUUUUUUAGAGAAUCUACAUCUACCGCAACAAAAGUUCACUUGUACCCAUUCCUGUGGGUAAAAUAUUUUAAUGAUUCUGUCAUUGCCUGGUUUUCUGGUUCAAACUUUUCCAAGUGGAAUUUUUUAUAUCUGUGUGCCUUAGUAAAAUCAAUGAAGAUGCAUGUAAGAUUUUUGUUUUUAUUUCCUUACAGAGAUUUGGCAGAAACCGUUUUGUCCGUUGUUAUUUAUUUAUUUAUUUGAACAUUCCACAAAUACAUUGUUAUUAACCGGAGUCCAAUACUCGUUCCAAAGUCUUCAAGCUUGUGCACUUUUGCUAAGUAAAACUUUUUGUGACCAACAGCUUUCAUACGGCUGUGUUUUAUAGACACUUGUAAUACUUUUUGUAUUUAAAUAAAAAUGUACUGC